AUGACUUCCCAACCUCCCACUGUUCAACCAAUGCCUUCGCAACCUAUACCUUCUUCUAUGGCUUCCCAGUGUGCUGGUGCUAGAGGCACAUCAUUAUCUUCCCCCUCUCAACAUAAUGCUUCACCAAUCUCAAUGCCAUCGUGCCGUAAUCAAAAUGUACCAAAGGUAGUCCAACAAAUGUCAACUGAAGCAAGUGAAGCAUCUACAUAUGUUGAUGAUGACCCUCCUAUUGGUGCAGUGCUUGAAAUUAUUGAACCUUGUAAUGAUGGGUUUUAUCCAAGCAGAGUUGCCUCUAAGGCAAUCACAAAGACAAUUAAGCAACAAUACGUUCAACCAUGGUUGACCUGGGGUGCAAUGUCAGAUGAAGAGAAGAAUGUCUUCUUCCAAAGAUUCAAGAGAAAGGUUACUUGGAGACCUGAACAUGAUGAGAAGAUCAGAAGGAUUUUCAACACAAAGGCUUCUCAUAGACUUUCUGAGAUGUUUCUGGAAGCAAGAAAAACUGGAAAAAAACCUACCUGGAUGUUUGACAGAGUAUGGCAUGAAUUGCUAGCUAAGUGGAACCAGCCUGAGUUUCGCUCAAAGAGUGCUCGUAAUCAAAAGAAUCGAGCAUCUGAGAAGGGUGGAAGUUUGCACACAGGUGGCUCAAUCACCAUUCACGAGCAUGCCCUUCGCAUGGCACAAGAGUUGGGGCGUUCUGUACAUGUUGAUGAGGUUUUCCACCAAACUCAUGUUCGUAAGAUAACCAGUGAUUUUGUGGAUCGAAGAUCUAAGAAGACAUAUGUCAGAGGAUUUUCAGAUCAUAUUUUCUCAAGCAAGAUCGGAGGCAAAACAAACAUAUAUGGAGUUUCAGACCUUCUUUUUGGGUGA
Cajanus cajan (pigeon pea) is the source of this 867-nucleotide messenger RNA. The record is from RefSeq and is a predicted model, not a curated record. NCBI's taxonomy places the organism in Eukaryota, Viridiplantae, Streptophyta, Magnoliopsida, Fabales, Fabaceae.